Messenger RNA from Saccostrea cuccullata (small rock oyster), 17672 nucleotides. RefSeq names its product MAM and LDL-receptor class A domain-containing protein 2-like. Bases 138 to 17672 code for a protein of 5844 amino acids. Gene Ontology annotation, cellular component: membrane. NCBI's taxonomy places the organism in Eukaryota, Metazoa, Mollusca, Bivalvia, Ostreida, Ostreidae. The transcript is spliced from 98 exons. Gene Ontology annotation, molecular function: protein binding; serine-type endopeptidase activity. Gene Ontology annotation, biological process: proteolysis. The record is from RefSeq and is a predicted model, not a curated record.
CUAUUUGACAGAUUCUUCUAUAUAGGUUUAUUUUCGAGUCCUUUUUCCUCAAGCAAGGUGAAAGAAACGGAACCAAUUUAAACAUUGCGCAACAUUAUCUUUAUAAUGGAUUGAAUUGCUGAAGAAAACAUAAAACGAUGGAUGUACACAGACAUCGAAAGGAUAGAUAUGAUUACGGAGAGGAAUCAUACGGACAAUAUCCAGCCAGAGAUUAUUAUGACAAUCCAUUAUAUCCUCAAAAAGUGGGGUAUGCAGCCCUAGGCUUCAACCCAAAGUAUCUGCCUGCAGGAAACCCCUAUCACAGCGAGGAUGGAGGGUCAAGGGAGCGUCUCCACAGACAAAAAACAUCUGGAUCGUGGUCCGCCAAAAAGACGCGAACUGUCUGGGCAACGGUUGCUAUAGCAUUUCUCGUGGCAAUAGCUACUGGAGUAGGAGUUGUGAUUUUUUUAACUAGUCAAUCUUCAAACCAGAAGGAUAUCCCAAAGACUGUUUUCGAGGGCAGCAUUAAAGUAGAAAAACCCUGGUCAGACAAAUAUAAAGAUCAAACCUCCACCGAAUAUAAGGAGGCUGCGGCAGAAUGUGAAAAAAUGCUCACAACUCUCUACAAAAGUAGUACGCUGUCAGGGAAUUUUGACAGUGCACAGUGUACGGAGUUUAGACGCGGGAGUGUAAUAUACAUCUUUGAUGUUGUUUUCACGUCUGGCCUUGAAGUGACACUGACUAGGGUCAAGGACGUACUACAAGAGGCUGUAACAACAGGAGAAUUACAGCGAAUUGCUCCCACCAUUGUAAUUGACACAACGACCACAGUCCAUCUUCAGGAAAAGUCAGAAGGUGGGAUCACAACAAUGUCAACGGAAGCUCCUACACCAUCACAGACAACCAUGACUACAACAACUCAAGUUCCUAUGACAACAACUCAAUCUCCUACGACAACAACUCAAGCUCCUACGACAACAACUCAAGCUCCUACGACAACAACUCAAGCUCCUGCAACAACAACUCAAGCUCCUGCGACAACAACUCAAGCUCCUACGACUACUCAAGCUCCUACAACAACUCAAGCUCCUACGACAACACAAGCUCCUGCGACAACAACUCAAGCUCCUACAACAACUCAAGCUCCUAUGACAACUCAAGCUCCUAUGACAACUCAAGUUCCUACAACAACUCAAGUUCCUACGACAACUCAAGCUCCUACGACAACUCAAGCUCCUACGACAACAACUCAAGCUCCUACGACAACAACUCAAGCUCCUACAACAACAACUCAAGCUCCUACAACAACUCAAGCUCCUACAACAACAACUCAAGCUCCUACUACUACAACAGAAGCUCCUCCAAAACCUGUUAUUUUCGAAGGUGUCAUUAAAGUCAACCAAACAUGGGAUGAAAAGUUAAACGACUCAAACACUCCUGAAUACAAGACAGCCAAAGUGGACUUCGAGCAUGCCAUGGAUAGUUUGUACCAGAACAGCACUUUAUCUGAACGGUACAACCGCACAGAAGUCACCGGGAUUGAGCCAGGCAGUAUUGUUUUCGUGUAUAUAACUAUCUUUAACCCGCCUCCUCCCACUCCCCCGCCCCCAACAUUACCCCCCAAUGUAACGGAGGGACCAGACAGUGGUACCCCAGCACCAACGAUUGCUCAACCUGAGCCGGUACUUACUGUUGUGAUGGUAGUCAACGUUAUAAAAUCGGCCAUCUCGUCUGGAAAAUCUAUGAGGAUUUCAGCCACAAUUGUUAUAGAUGAGACGUCUGUUCAAGAUGUAGAAGUGAGAACAACCACAACAACAACAACGACGACAACAACCACGACGACAGCAACGCCAUCAACAACAACACCAAGAAGCACUCCAUCAACAACAACAGUACCAUCAUUAACAUUAAGACCAUCAACAACUAAUACUCCGUCAACAAUAGCAACAACAACAACAAACACUCCAUCAACGACAACGUCAACAACAAAUACUCCAUCAACGACAACAAUAACAUCAACAACCAUACCAACAACAACAACCCAAACAACAACAAAACAAACAACCACACCAAUGCCAACAACCACACCAAAGACAACAAAACAAACAACAACAAAACAAACAACCACACCAAUGCCAACAACCCAAUCAACAACAACCACACCAAUGACAACAACCCAAUCAACAACAACCACACCAAUGCCAACAACCCAAUCAACAACAACCACACCAAUGCCAACAACCCAAUCAACAACACCAAUGACAACAACACAAACAACAACACCAGUGACAACAACACCUUUAAGAACAACAGAAGAAAGUACAUCAUCAACAGAAACAACUAGAAAUCCAAUCAAUGCAGAAACAACAGUGCCAAAUACAACAUUUGAACCAAAAUCUACUACGCAUGUGAUCACAGACAUCACCACUUUACCAUCAGGGGAGGUCACCUAUUUGACUGAUAUUGAAUUGAAUGAAGUACCUUAUCAUACUGAUUACAAUGAUCCUAAAAGUGUUAUGUACAGAAACUUGGAAUCUCAGAUUGUUGGAACGGUGAAUGCUGUAUUUUUUGCUGGCUAUAUGGGUAGUAAUUACAUCGGCUGUACCCUAGAGAGAAUAAGACGUCAUGGAUGGGGAAUUCUCAUAACAUACAGCCAGUCUUUCUACAAACGUGUAAUGAUAAUGCCUAACAAUCAGAAUGCAACAAUGAGUCGUGGAAUGGUUCGAAAUAUUACAUUACAAAGUUUGUCAAUGGUGAAUGCCAACCUUUUGCUCAACAUCACUGGAAGCGAGGUCCAUACUAGAGAGACGAGCGAGUCUUCCUACAGCUGCUCUUUUGAAACACCAGAUGAGAACUGUUUUCUUCACAAUACCAACUACAGUAACCCAUGGACCAGAGAAAGUAAUUCCACUCCUUCCUUCACAGGCCCACCCUCUGCUUACAGUGGGGAGUACUAUAUAUAUAUGCCAUCAUCCAGUAUACCGGCUGGCAAUAAUUCGUAUCUGAUGGAAUCUGACAUUCUGUAUCAAAAUUCCUCAAAAUGCCUGAGGUUCUAUUACCACAUGUAUGGCAUAGGAUCUUUGAGAGUAAGGAUUUAUAUUGUGCCUUACCGACAGGAAUAUACUAUAUGGCAGAGUUAUGGAAACCUAGGAAUUAUGUGGCAUCUUGCUGAAAUACCAAUUAAUUUAUAUUUUGUCCCCUUUAAGUUGAGACUUGUUGGCCUAACUGGAGGUAAUAGUACAUACACAAGUGACAUUGCUGUGGACUAUUUAAACUAUGAUGAUGGAUUUUGUUUUGGAGCAGCAACCAUUCCGUCAACAGUUCCAGUAACCACUGCCCAUCCAUCAACAUCAUCAACAACAACAACAACAUCAACAUCAACAACAACAACAAAUGGAACAUGUGGAGGAACAUUUGUUGGACAGUUUUCUGGAUAUAUUACAAGUCCAAAUUAUCCCAACUCUUAUCCAAGUAAUGCAUACUGUGAAUGGAACAUCAUAGUGCCAAGUGGAUAUGUCGUCAAAAUAAUUGUAAUAUAUUUCUACACAGAGAGUGGUUAUGAUUAUGUAACAAUCUUGGAUCCUAUUGCAAAUACACAAAUUGGAAGAUACUCUGGUACAAUACCGUCUGGAACUGUAUUCUAUUCAAGUGCCAAAUCCAUUGUAAUCAGUUUUUCUUCAGAUUCCAUUGUGCAAUAUCAAGGAUUUUAUCUUCAGUUUGAAGCUUCUGCACGUCCCAAAAUACCCUGCACAUACUAUGAGAUUCCAUGUCCAAGUGAUGGGCGGUGCAUUUAUAGGUAUCAGCUGUGUAAUGGUCGAAUGGAUUGUCCUGAUGGAUUUGACGAGAAGCACUGCUCAUCAGGAAGUACAAUGGAUCCCUACAACUCUACAGUGUCACCACCAUGGAACAUGACAGCAUCACCACCCUACACCAUGUCAACAUCACUACCCUACUACAACAUGACAACAACUGGUCCAGGGAACUUCACAAUCCCCACUGUUAACAUCUCAGACAUUGAAGUUCGCCUUGUAAAUGGUGGAAGCUGUUAUGAGGGUAGAGUUGAGGUUAAAAUCAAUGGAACAUGGGGAACUGUGUGUUCCAAUGGCUGGGGUACUGCUGAUGCCAGAGUCGUGUGUGGAAUGCUUACUCCAAGGUUUACAUCAGCAUAUGUGAUGCCAUCAGGAUUCUAUGGGAAUGCUGCUGAUGAUGUGCCUAUUCUGAUAGACCAUGUGAACUGUGCAGGCACCGAGCUGUCUCUGAAGGACUGCCAGUUUACCUGGGGAGAUGCUAACUGUGUAGGACACCAGCAGGAUGCUGCAAUGAGGUGUUCUGGGGUGGAGCCUAUUGCUCUUCCGGGAGACGAUCAGUUUUUGAUAAACUGUGAUUUUGAAUCAUCCUCCUGGCUCAGCGAUUCUUCUUGCGGCCUUACUCAGUCGGCCAGUGAUCGGUUUAAUUGGAUGCGUAGGACUGGGUCCACACCGAGUUCAUCUACUGGUCCCUCUAGUGCUGCUUCAGGAUCGUAUUAUCUGUACAUUGAGACAUCCUACGCAGGAAGCAAAGACAAUGCUGUUUUAAACUCAAAGUAUAUAGAUACAGGUGAUGGUGCAUGUCUUAACUUUAAAUAUCACAUGUAUGGUUCCACGAUUGACACACUAAACAUCAACGUUUCCACUAAUGGCUUUGAUAAUCAGAGACUUUGGUGGCGGUAUGGAAGCCAAGGAUAUCUGUGGCACCAAGCUAGUGUGAAUUUACCCAGAAGUUCUUCCUUAAAGAUAUUCAUAGAAGCAAUCAGAGGUACUAGUUACACAGGUGAUAUAGCCAUAGACCAAGUGAAUGUAACCAAAGGACCAUGUGUUGAUGAAUCUAAUUUGAUGCACUGUGACUUUGAAUCAUACACCUGGACCUAUGAUUCAACUUGUGGUCUCUCUCAGUCGAGCAGUGACCGGUUUGACUGGACUCGUCAUUCUGGAUCAACAUCAAGUUCCUCUACAGGUCCAUCCAGUGCUGCUGAAGGGUUUUAUUAUCUGUAUAUUGAGGCAACAUCCAAAGUUUACCAAGAUAAUGCUGUUUUAUACUCAAAGUAUCUAGGUACAGGUGAUAAUGCAUGUCUUUACUUUAAAUAUCACAUGUAUGGUGCCACGAUCAACACACUAAACAUCAACGUUUCCACUAAUGGCUUUAACAAUCAAAGACUUUGGUGGAGGUAUGGAAACCAAGGAAAUAUGUGGCACCAAGCUAGUGUGAAUUUACCCAGAAGCUCUUCCUUACGGAUUUUCAUAGAAGCAAUCAGAGGUACUAGUUACACAGGGGAUAUAGCUAUUGACAAAGUGAUGGUCAAGAAUGAAUCCUGUAAAGCCAUUCAAGAGGAUUACAAAUGUGAUUUUGAAGACAGCUCAUGGGUUUCUGGUUGUUCUUUACAAAUAUAUAGUGGUUCAACAUACUGGUAUCGUAAUACUUACACUUCUACAUCAGGGACUGGUCCUAAUUCUGCACAUAAUGGCCGUUACUUUAUUUAUCUAGAAUCAGACAGUACCAUUACAGGAGGAAAUGCAGUUCUUUCUUUUGACUCAAACUUAAAUUUCUAUGAUACAAGUUGCAUGGUUUUCUAUUACUUCAUGUAUGGAAGCACAAUGGGGACAUUACAAGUGAAGCAGACAUUGCAAAAUGGCAGAACUGUGAUCCUCUGGCAGAGACAGGGGAAUCAGGGAUAUGAAUGGAAACAAGCCUAUGUCACCCUCAAAGGACCUAAUCUCACUAUAGAAGCUAUAAGAGGGCCAGGCUCCUAUUCAGACAUAGCAAUUGAUGAUUUGUACAUCUUUAAUGGAACAUGCAACCCCUAUCUGUGCCAUCCAUAUUCAGAGCCAAGUGUAAACUGUACUUUUAACGGAGCGACCUGUAACUAUAGCAACACUGACCCCAACUCCCAGUGGAAGAUCGGUGGAUCGUUCAAUUAUGGAAUAGAUCUUCCAGAUGAUCACACAUCUAGCAAUGGUUCUUUCAUGUUCUACCAAAACUUGAAUGGAAAUGAAGGUGAUAGUGCUACCUUAAAGUCGCCUAACUUUACAUCUCCUGCAAAUGCACACUUGAGAUUUUACUACCACAUGAAUGGAGCAAUGACGGGGCACUUCACGGUGUGGGCUGAGGGCAGAGAGGGACGUCGUUUGGGGGAAAUAUUACUCCAAAAACAAGGGGAGCAAGGAAACCAGUGGAACAGCUUCUGCUCAGUGAUACCCUCUGACACGGAAAUGUCGCUGAUUUUCAAGGCCACUCGAGGCACGCUAGGGCUUAAUCACGUCGCCAUUGAUGAUGUCAUAGUGGACAGUGAAAAUUGUCCUUAUGGCUUAAAAGAUGCCUCCUGUGAUUUUGGACAACCGGACAUAUGUGGCUACUCUGUGAAUUGCACAGAAUGUAGGGAGGAGUUGCCAUCCUUCAAAUGGAGACGAAUGUCUGGGAGAACAGCCAGCAUAAACACAGGUCCUAAUGGAGAUUCUACACGUGACACGGAUCCAACAGGUUAUUACCUGUAUGCUGAGGCCAGUCACGGAAGCCCAACUGAUAGCACUGCCGUCACCUUCCCAGAAUUCUCUGUUGACAGGGACACAAAUAUGCUCAGUUUUGACUAUCAUAUGUUUGGAGAUGAUGUUGGAAGUUUGAUAGUACAGGUGUAUGAGACGGGUUCCCAGACAAAGACAGCAGUCUGGACUAAGUCCAGCAGUCAGUGGAGCACCUGGAUCCAGGCCUGUGUGGACUUUUCAGAUUACACAGACAAAUCCGUCCAGAUUUCCUUCAUAGCUGUCAGGGGCUCAGGACCGCUAGGAGAUAUUGCCAUAGAUAACGUGGAGAUGGUACAACAAUGUGCAAUUUCAGAUUCCCUGAGCUGUGAUUUCGAGAGACCUUGUGAUUACAAGCCUGUUGUUUCCUCUGUUGACUGCAAUCCCUCGAGCUUGACCUGGCGAAGAACUCAGCCAUUACUAGACAGUAGCUUCCCUUACACAGACCACACCUUACAGUCUAGAUAUGGACACUACUGGACAGUUGGACAUUGGUCAUCUCGAAUGUCUAUCCAGGAAGGUGACAUGGCCAUGAUGGUCUCCCCUGUGUUGUCACUUAGAGAGACUGACAUCAUUAACUUCCAUUAUGCCAAAGGGGAUGAGUCCAAACUUAAAGUUGGCUAUAUACCAGCUUCAGAUUUGUCACCAAAUCCCCAAUCUCCCAAUGUAACGGGGCUUUCAGAUUCCUACUCUGGAGUGAAAACUUUAUGGUCCUACUCUGGAGUGAAAACUUUAUGGUCGUCUGUGAACACCAUUCCAGUAUGGACUCCGGUGUGUGUAACGCCAGGACAGAACCUAAGUGACAUCGUGUUGGUCUUUGUUUUUGAAUGUGGUCCAUUCAGAUCUGGAUGUUUUGCUUCUGUUGAUGAUGUCAGCGUGAAUACAACUAAUCAAUGCACAGCUGGAAUUAUGGAGCGGGGUUGUUCCUUUGACGUGUCCGGUCAGUGUAGAGAAACCUUCAGCUCUGCUGGCUCCUCUAACUUGUUUGGACCAGAAUUUAUGUGGUAUCACCGAUUGAUGAUUGGAACGCCUUAUUCUUCACCCUCCUCUGCUUGGGUUCUAGGCAUGCCCAGUACAAAUCUAUUUGGAGGUUUUAUGUAUGCCAGUUCAGGACAUGGAAAAUUUAGAGACAUAGCUACAAUGAGUCUUCCGUCAUUCAUGGCUGCCAAGGAUUCCUCAAUUAGGUUUAAGGUGUACAUGUAUGGCCAUGCUAAUUUACACGUGACGGCUGAUAUAAGCUCUGGAGCCCAGGUGAACUUUGUUACGUACCGUAGUGCUGUAUCGGGAUGGGUUGAUGUGUGUCUGGACCUUUACGAGGGAGAAGUGAGUGGAGUGUCCUUCACCACGUCCAGGAGCUCCGAUCCGUUCAGUCUCAUCGCUGUGGAUGAAAUCACUUACAACGAUACAUCAUGUCCUAAGGCAUCAGUCAACUGCACAUUUGAUGAUGGCUUUUGUGGAUACAUAAGAAACUCAGACUGGACUCUGCAGAAACGGUCCAAUUCCUCUAAUGAUGGGUUCCAUGCUGAGGGCAAGAGAUUGGGAUCCUACGGAUAUUUUACCACAUCACUGGUGUCCCCUCUUGUUACUGGAGUAUCUGAUCGCUCAUGUGUCCAGCUUGAAUACAUGUUGGGCACUUACUUUUCAAGUAGCCUCACUGUGACGUUUAUGGAUGCAGAAAUGGGGAGAAAUGAGUCGUGGUUUGCAGGGUCUUCCAACAGAGGACAGUGGAAGUGGCUGAAUUUGUACUCCAAUUUCAAGUCGUACUAUAUUGUUCUGUCUGCAAGAAUUUAUUACUACGACAUGGUCAAGAUAGAUAACUUAAAAGUUACCCCUGGAGAUUGUCCUCUGAUAGAGUGUUUAAGCGAUCAGUUGCUCUGUGCCAGUGGAGACCAGUGUUACUUAGCUACUGGGAAAUGUGAUGGUUUUCCUGAUUGCUCAGAUCAAAGUGAUGAAAUGGAAUGUGGAGGUGCCAGUGUUGACUGUGACUUUAACAAAUUCUACCUUUGUGGAUACCAUGGUCAGAACAUCAGACAGGAUUUUACAGAAGAUCGAACAAGAGCACUGAAUUCAGCAACCAAUAGGUCUGGAGCGGCUGUCUCUAUUGUUUACAACUCGUUUUCGAUUGGAUUGUUGAAGGCACCAGUUAUCAAUGUAUCAGCAGACUCCUGUCUGACAUUCUACACAAAAGCUUCUUACUACAGAUACCAUGUGUCUCUUCUGAGAGUUAUCAGGAACGACUCAAAUUCUCUGUCCUCAUUGGCUGAAUUUGACACGUCUGUCAGAAAUAAAUGGCUCAGGAGAAAUGUUAACAUCACCAGCGGAGAGAUGUCCCUUAUAUUUGAGUUCUCUCCCCUCCACAUCCCCCAGACAAGUGACUCGGAUGGAAUGUACAUUGAUGACGUUCAACUCACAGAAGGAUAUUGUAGAAAACAAGUGUGUGAAUCCACAGAGAUCUACUGCAGUGUAGAGGAUGUGUGUUUACCCUCCCUUGUCAGAUGUAAUGAACAGAAUGACUGCUUAAAUGGGGAGGAUGAACAGGACUGUGUAUUUAACAUUACAUGUGACUUUAAUGAUGAAGAUUUGUGUGGAUACUAUGGGAACUGGACCAGAACCAAUACACUAGAAGGCCUUAACUCCACCAAUGAUACUGAACAAGGACAAUUCCUUGUUGCUGGAAGUGAUCAAUAUGUAUACAACUCUACCUUGAGUUCACCGAGACGUUUGUUCUACGGAGUAUGGUGUUUGUCGUUGGACGUAGCUAAAGUCCAUCUCCACCCUUACUCCGCCUCAUUCCUGCUAAUCAGCGCAAGCUUAUAUAGCUCCUCAGAUAUUCUGGAAAUCGACGACUUCAAUUUAUUGAACAGUUCUUGGAAGCGUUAUGAAGUGACGGUGUACAAUUAUUAUUCUAAAGAAGCUUACUUGAACUUUUCUGCAACAACCUUCCAAGCUUAUAUUGCUAUAGAUAAUGUGAAACUUAAAACUGGAAUGUGUUCCUCUGACCAAACAACAACAAGUUACCCUUUUACAGCUUCACCUCAGACCACAACGCCAUGGUACUGGACACCGUCGCCCACGACGACCCACAGUCCCCCCACAACAGAUUCCUCAGGGUGCUACAUGAUGAGAUACAUCUUGUACUACACAGAAACAAGAUUACCUCCCACUUAUUCUCUUACUCAAACUAUAGAUGGGUGUGAGGGACAUUGUUUGAAUACACCUGGUUGUUAUAUUGUGACAUUUUACUGGUCUAAUAGUACUUGUAUGGUGUACAACUACAUCCCUUCUCUAAGGACAUCUUCAUUGAACAUAACAAUGGGCCUGAAAAACUGUUCAAUGAGUGAAAUGUCAUCUACAACAUCUGGAUAUUGGACAUCAACAAUGCAGCCUCCUCAUUUAAAUAUGAGCUGUCCUACAAAAAAGUUUUACAAUUCUGAAAUAGCAGCUACCCCCAACAAUACAUAUGAAAAUUCUUCUGAAGAUGAGUGUGAGAAAUUCUGUAAGAGUAAGAACUGGCUCUGUGUUUUUGCAGUGCACUUCUCCCAUAAUGCUACCUGUAUGCUGUACUAUUACUUGCCAGAAUUUGAAGCCUUAGUGCCCUCUUCAUCAAAUACCACCAUUAUAUACUUCAGUUGCUCGUUCAAUGAGACAACAAAGCAACAAACGACUACAUACCCAUGGUGGACACAGAGCCCAUCACCUAAUCAAACAACUACCAACCAGUGGUGGACACAAAGCCCAGCACCUAAUCAAACAAUGAACCAUCAAACAACUCAAAAUCUAUGGCAGUCUACAACAAGUCGAAAUUUAUGUCUUCAACUACAAGUUCCAGAGUGCCAGGAAGUUGGCCAUUCUUCCGUCACAUUUCCCAAUGUUUUUGGGCACACUUCUGUUGAGCAGGCAUUGAUUUACUUUGAUUUUUACAAGAAUAUCAGUUGUUCACCCAGCUCCAUGUAUUAUAUGUGCAAUAUACUUUUUCCUAAGUGUGAUCCAGCUACAGGACUUGUCAUCUUUCCAUGCCAAGGACAUUGCAAUGAUACACAUGAUUCCUGCCCUUCCUUGAUUUUUGCCCAUAUUGGUUACUGUGUCCUGCUACCAACUGACAAUUGUGAACCAAGUUACCAGCAACCAGUCUUCUCAACUCGACAGCCAGGCAAUGAGACCAAUCAUCAAACAACUUCAUACCCAUGGACACCACAACCCAGCACCUCCACGACUGUAAACCCCUAUACACCUCCUCCCCCUCAACCCACGACUGGAUACCCAUGGUGGACAACAACACCUUCUCCCCCUCAACCCACGACUGGAUACCCAUGGUGGACAGCAGCACCUUCUCCCCCUCAAGCCAGCACCUCAACGACUGGAUACCCAUGGUGGACAACACCUACUCCCCCUCAACCCACGACUGGAUACCCAUGGUGGACAACACCUACUCCCCCUCAACCCACGACUGGAUACCCAUGGUGGACAACACCUACUCCCCCUCAACCCACGACUGGAUACCCAUGGUGGACAACAACACCUCAGAACCCUUGGAUAACAUCAACUCCUAACCCUUGGUGGACAUCAAGUACAAACUGGUAUCCAUCUACUACCCGAAGUAAUUUCACAGAUGGCUGUUACUUGAUAAGUGAUUGGAACUGUCAACUUCAGUAUAAUGCUACACUAUUGCCAAAUGUGAUUGGACAAACUGACUUUAAUGUGAUUAGAAAUCAACUCCAGGGAUUGAGAAAUAUGCUCUAUUACAUACCAUCAAUGUGCCUUAAUCCAAUAAUGGAGUUAUCGUGUGGCAUGAUGUAUCCCAAAUGUGAGAAUGGCACAACCCAACAAAUUUGUAGAGAUUCGUGCAAGGAGGUUGCCAGUCUGUAUUCAGGUGCUUGUUCUGUGUAUAUGGUGGGAUACAAUGUCUCUGAGUUCAUUCUGUACUAUUGUGGAUUUUUGCCAAAUGAAGACUGCAUAACAGUACCAGUCAAUACUAGUGAUAUACCUGUCCAAACAACGCCCAUUACCCCACAAACAACUACAGGUCCUGCCUUGGGGGGAGCAAGAUUCCGUGCUGGUAACGGAACAGAGAGAUCAGGAGUCGUAGAGGUUCUGUAUCAGGGUGUCUGGGCACCAGUGUGUGGAUACUACUUCUAUAACUCCACGGCCAGUAUCAUCUGUAGAGAAUUAGGAUUCGGCGGUGGAACAAAACUGACCUCACUUUACGAGUACAACACUAGAUCAUAUGAAUUGUACUGUUCUUCCGCAUCUGAUUCUGGACUUGAAAACUGUAAUGUCUACGUACGGUCCUACUGUAGCAAUUCAGCAAGGAUCAACUGCUAUGAUAGCAACCCAUCCUGUACCUUUAAUGAUGCCUGGAAUGAUUGUGGCUACAUCCUAGGAAACUGGAGGAUUUCUGGUUCAACACUUAACCUCAAGUAUGGGUCCUCCAAUGUAACCUCCCCUCAGUUUACCAGUCCUGUAAAUGGAAGUGUUCAAUUCCAGUUCAUUAUCUACAGUCAAGCAAGCACGUUCCUCAGGCUUCAUUUGGUAACCUCAAAUGCAAACCAGAUUACAGAUUUUUCAGGUUCUAUAGAAGACUUAUGGCUCACAAGAUGUAUAAAUCUACCUCAGGAGGAGUCUGUCAAGCUUGUUUUUGAGGGGCUUGCAGAAAAUGCCUAUUCUUCUUCUUCAGCGAUAUCCCUGGAUAAUAUCACCAUAUCACAACAACCAUGUCAGGGUUUCCCAGACCUGUCCUGUACAUUUGAUGACCCAUCGUCUUGCCAUUUUGAAGUUGAUCACCCAAAAAGUUUGAUUCCUCCUUCAUUCAGAUGGAAGCUCUCCAAGAGCAAUGAAACUUCAGCUGGCUCAGUGGACAGUGGCUCCGUUGGCAAUCAAAAUGUGCGACUCGUUGGAGGGGGGACCCCAAACCGUGGCCGUGUUGAGCUCUACUACUCAGGUGUGUGGGGGACAGUGUGUGAUGAUGGCUGGGACUCGAGAGAUGCUGGAGUCAUCUGUGUGAUGCUAGGAUAUCAAAGAGCCAAUGCCAUUGCUUAUGGCGGUGCAUACUUUGGAUAUGGGACAGGACAGAUCUGGCUGGAUGAUGUUGGAUGUACUGGGACAGAGACAGAUAUAUCCAUGUGCUAUCAUUAUGGAUGGGGAAAUCAUAACUGUGGACACAGUGAAGAUGCAGGGGUAGCAUGUUCAGGUACUCGUACUCUACCAUCUACCACAGAGAAGCCUGGAGUCCCUGUAACAUUGACAGACAGAACCUACUCCACAGGGGCGGUGAUCCUUGCUGAUGCCAGUCAGGGUGAGGCUGGAGAGGUCACAACCUUUACCAUCCCUCUGAACACCACGGUGGGGGAGAAGCUGAGAGUUCUGUUCAGGUUUUCUUAUGGAGUCUGUAAUGACACUAGUAGGCUGGAGAUCAGACAAAGUGAAGCAGGGUCAUCCUCUUUGUUGUGGGGGUCCACAAGUAAGGAAGUGGAUUCCUGGCAAUGGCUGUGCUUACCUCUCAAGGACGAUGCUCAAGGUCAGCUGGAGUUCAAGGCCAUUCGUGGGUCAAGUGCUUUAGCAGAUGUACAGAUAGAUACAGUUCAUGUCUCCAGGGAAAAAUGUCCACACGUUGCUUCAUGUAGCUUCGAGUCUGCAAAGAUUUGUAAUUAUAUCGUGCAACAAAGCACCUCUCAAUUCCACUGGUCAAGGAGCAGUACCAAUAUCGGUGGUGUUGCUUUUGGAGAUCCUGUAUAUGGCAAGUCAGGACACUACAUGUACACACAGAGUUGUGUGAACUCCAUGCCUGUCCGGGAAGGUGCCACGGCAAGCCUCUCUACACCAAGGUUUCAGACCACAUCAAACAUGCAUGUGACGUUUUACUACCUCCUGAGUGGAUCUGAUAUAGGGGUCCUGAAUGUAUACAUGAACUCAGACUCCAGCCCCACCCCCCACAAAGUCUUCUCAAAGGCUGGUAAUCAGGGAACACACUGGUACCUGGCAUGUGUAGACAUACAGGGCAAUAAUAACAACGUAUCUGUCUCUUUUACUGCGUAUCAGGGCUUAGGAUGUAAUGCUACAUUUGGAAUUGACCAUGUGAUGGCAGAGGAAGGGUCCUGUCCUUACCCAUUAGUGGAUUUAAUGUGUGAUGUAGAAAAUCCAGACUUGUGUCGGUACCAGUCAAACUGCACCGAGGGAUCUAAGUUCCAGUGGGCCAGGGGCUCAGGUGAAACUCCCUCCUCUAACACCGGACCAUUUACUGACGGAAACGGUAAUCCAGCAGGUCAUUACCUAUUUGUGGAGGCCUCUGAUGGAAUGCCUGGAGACCAAAGUUUUCUCUGGUUCCCGCCCCUACAGACAACUCAGACCUCCAGUUUACAGUUUAAGUACCACAUGUAUGGGGACCAGACAGGGGAACUUGCAGUCUGGAGCCGAGAUAUCGGUACAGGUGUACUAAACCAGCUGUGGUCCAAAGCCAGCAAUCAGUGGCAGUACUGGCACAAGGGAUGUGUCACUAUCCCAGUUUCUUCCCAAUUUGAACUGUAUUUUGUUGCCCAGAAAGGCACUGGACAUAAAUCUGACAUGGCAUUAGAUGAUAUUGUGAUAAUGAGUGCUGCUUGUUCAGAUACAUCAGUAAGUUGUGAUUUUGAGGAUGAUUUCCUCUGUGGCUACCUGAAUCAGAGCGUUGCCCACUGGACAAGGGUUAACUAUACAAACACCAGCUACCCAGCCUCCUCAACUAGUAAGACAGGAAGCUACAUUAUGAGUUCCUCUAACUCCUCCAUCAUGUUGUCCCCGAGCUUGUCUCACCCCGGGGGCACGGGUUGUGUUCACUUUGAAUACUUUGCUCACCAUGGAGGAACCAACAGAUCCCUCCUGUCCAUCCAGCUGUUGGAGGAAACAGAACAAGGCACAAAAAGAAACAUGUGGAACCGGUCCAGGGUCACUGACGGCUUCUGGUACAACGGACAGUUUCAGUUUGAUCUCCCCUCCAGGAAUUUCCGCUUAGCUUUCCUGGGUGAAGCAGAAGAUGGGAGCUUUGUAGCUGUUGAUAAUGUGACAGUACUCAGUGGAGAUUGCCCUCCACUAGAGUGUCCUUCUAAUUUGUUCUCCUGCUCAGACCAAUGUAUUUCAUAUGAUUAUGUGUGUGACAAAAUUCCUCAGUGUCAAAACGAAGAAGAUGAAACACUUCUAUGUUCACGGAGUGUAUCAUGUGACUUUGAUGAUUCCUACCACUGUGGCUAUGUCAACGGUUCUUCGUCAACCCCAGUCUACUGGUUAAGGACGCUGAGUGUGAAUGGAGAGAUUAUUACUGACCACACUAAACACACUUCUAGAAACGGCAGUUCACUAGGUUAUUUCUUGGGAUUCCAGACCAGUUACACAACGCCUGUUCGUCUAAAUGCUCCCACAGAAAACAUUACAGUCGAUUCUUGUCUCAAGUUCUACACAUUUGGAAACAGAAACUUAUGGGUGGGAAAUUACUCACAAUAUCUUCUAACUGCCAUCAGUGAAAGCACAAUAUGGAGACCAUACCAGAUACUAGUGGAAGCUGGAAUAUUGACCUUACAAUUUUACUGGCCAGGAACAUAUACGUAUGAAAAUAAAUACGCAGGGUUGGAUGAUGUGUCAAUCACAGCAGGCGCUUGUCUGCCUAUUGUUUGUCCUCCUGAGAUGUUUGCCUGCGGCACCACAACCUGUCUUCCUAAUUCACUUAAGUGCGAUCGGAAAGUGGACUGUGUCUCUGGAGAAGAUGAGAUUGGGUGUCCUUUCAACAUAACCUGUGACUUUGAGAGUAACAACUGGUGUGGAUACUCAGUAGGAACGAGGUUUACUCGCAGACAAGGCAAUUAUUUCUAUCUCCCCAACCAGGACCACACAACUGGCACCCUACAAGGGCACUACAUAUACUUCAGCAGUGAGGAUGGGUAUGUGGCUAACGCCACUAGCCCUGUAGAAGUUUUAGAUGAUGGAUGCUUGUCAUUUUAUUACAACAUGGAGGGAGGGCCAUCAGCCCAGCUCAGUGUGUACGUCAUCAUAAAUGGCACCAGCACGCUACGCUUCGUGCGUGAUGGAGUGAGAGUGAAGCGAGAUCAGUGGGUUAAAGGUCAGAUUCCAGUGAAGGGAGGUAGGAUCUAUGUGGAGUUUGAGGCCUAUGCUGAUUCGUACUUUGACCAGCCUGGUGUUGUGGCUAUUGAUGAUGUCCAGUAUACAGAGGGGGAGUCCUGUCCCCAGGAAGCAUGUCGCACUGAUGAAUUUGAAUGCAGGGAUACAGGAUUAUGCAUUCCACGCUACCUGACAAUGGAUGGUGUUGCAGAUUGUGGAGAUUCAUCUGAUGAAAGGGUGGGGAAUGGUACCAGUGGAGUGGUUCGUCUGGUGGGAGGUAUGAAUCCUUCCUACGGACGACUUGAAAUAUCAGAGAACAAUGGACUUUUCUCUACUGUGUGUGAAUAUAACUGGGAUCACAAUAUAGAGUCACAGAUUGUCUGUAAACAGCUGGGAUACAGUCGAGCUUUGAAAACAUUUACCAGAUCAGAGUUUGGUUUAACACGCCUGAACAGAUACCAUUCAUAUUAUUAUAACUGUUAUGGGUACGAGACCUCCCUAAGUCAAUGCAGUCGCUAUACAAGGAGUACCUGUUCUACCAAUAAAUACACUGCAGAAGCCCAGGUGUCCAUUACAUGUUCUAACACAGAGUGUGUAUAUGGAGAGACUCCUUGUGAACCAGGCAAUAACAACACUGUGUGUGUCCCUGACAAGUAUUGGUGUGAUGGUUAUGUGGACUGUCCAGCCGCUCAGGAUGAGGAGAACUGUGGUAAUUGUAAAGCAGAUGAAUUUGAAUGUAGAAACCAUGACUGUGUUCCAUUGUCUCAGCGAUGUGAUAAUCUGAAACAGUGCUCAGAUGGCUCAGAUGAAUUCAGAUGUGUUCGGCCAGCUUCUGGAAGUUUAAGUGCAGGAAUGAUGCAGGCAUGGAAAGAUAACUCUUGGAGGACCCUGUGUGUAGAUUUCAUCACCGUAGAAACAGCUCAGUAUCUAUGUAGCAUCUCAGGAGGAGGCACAUUAUAUAACUUCCGGUCUGGGAGCUAUAUACUGGGAGGUUACCAGGCCCUGCCGAUACACAGUCCCAAUAAUAUUAUUCCAAAUCAUGUCCUGCAGGCCAGGUAUGCAUGUAAUGCACUGAUGCUGAGUUGCAGAUCCAUUGAAUGUGGUGUCCCAAGCUUGGUUCCCCAGACUGAGAAUAUGGUAAUCUCUGGUAAAGCGGCACAGAAUGGGGAGUGGCCCUGGCAGAUAUCCCUGAAGUACCUGGGUCGACACAACUGUGGAGGCAGCAUCAUACACCCAGACUGGAUACUGACGGCUGCACACUGUGUAGACUCUGGCUCAGGAUUUGAGAUAGGAAUGGGAAAUAUUGACAAUACUGCGUUUGCUGUUGAUGGCCAGUUGAUAAACGUGGCUCAGGUUUACAUACAUGAAGAUUAUACCACGAGCACCUCUCCGUAUUAUGUUGACAUGGCCCUCCUCAGACUGGCCCGGCCUAUAUACUAUAACGACAGAGUCCGACCAAUCUGCCUAGCCACACAGAGAGAGGGAUUACGUAACUGUUUUGUCACAGGAUGGGGAGCAUCUCAUUACGAGGGAGGAACUAGGGUGUUACCUGAGAUUCUACAAGAGACAGGUGUAUUGGUAGUAAAUAACACGGAGUGUCGUAAGAUGUGGGCCAGGGUCUCUACUGAUGUAGUGAUCCAGGACUCGGUCGUCUGUGUGGAUAACAGAGAACCAUUCUCUCCAGUGUGUAAUGGUGACUCAGGGGGACCCCUGGUGUGUCAGGAUGAUAAGGGUUACUGGAAGCUUCUAGGGGUGACUUCUCGUGGUCCAACAGGCUGUGUUUAUCAUGAGUACCUACCAGCUAUGUACCAGGGUGUUCCAAGUGAUCUAGCCUGGAUAAGCAGGAUAACAGGUUUGGAUUUUGAUAUUGCUGGUACCCCUAGUCCAUACACAGGAACUUAUCCGACGACUACAACACCAAGCUAUAAUGAAACAAAUCCUGCGUCAACUUCAUCACCAAGGUAUAAUGAAACAUAUCCCACAAAUCCAGCACCAAGGUAUAAUGAAACAUAUCCCACAGUAAAAACAACACCAGUUAGUAACCUGAGCCAAUCAACCUGA